Messenger RNA from Mytilus trossulus (common blue mussel), 3717 nucleotides. RefSeq names its product zinc finger Ran-binding domain-containing protein 2-like. The transcript is spliced from 8 exons. Lineage: Eukaryota; Metazoa; Mollusca; Bivalvia; Mytilida; Mytilidae. Gene Ontology annotation, biological process: RNA processing. Gene Ontology annotation, molecular function: RNA binding; lipopolysaccharide binding. Bases 102 to 872 code for a protein of 256 amino acids. The record is from RefSeq and is a predicted model, not a curated record.
AAAAGCCAUAAAUUUUAUUUCUCAAGGUUACAAGCGGCAAUCAGCACUCAGCAAGGCGUUUUGCAAGGAAGAGCAUUUGAUAGCCAUUUAUUCACAUAAUAAUGUCGUCGAGAUUUAAACCUAAUGAAGGCGACUGGAUUUGCAACGAUACCAAGUGUGGAAAUGUCAACUUUUCCAGAAGGACUCAGUGUAACAAAUGUGGCAAAGACAAGAAAGAGGGAUUAAUUUUUAAAAAGGGAGGAACAGAAAUUGGAAAAGGAUUGGCAGAGAAAAGUAAAGGUUUAUUUAGUGCUGAUGAUUGGCAGUGUAAAAGUUGUGGGAAUGUUAACUGGGCCAGAAGAAUGACAUGCAAUCUAUGUAAUGCUCCUAAGUAUGGAAAAACAGAGCAAAGAACAGGAUUUGGAGGAGGUUAUAUGGAGAGGGAUGAGGUUGUUGAAUAUGUACACAGGGAUGUUGAAGAAGAUGAUUCUUUAGUUGAUGAGUUUGGUAGAAAGAAAAAGAAAAGAAAUUCUAUUGAUACCAAGGUUAUUGAACCAGAACCAAAGCAUGAAGUAAAAGAGGAGGAGGUAGAGGAGGAGGAUGAAGAAGAGGAUGAUGACGAUGAUGAGGAUGUAUCUAAAUACCAGCUAGAUUCUGAUGAGGACGAUGAUGAUGGUGGGGAUGCAAGCAAAUAUGACCUGGAAGGAAGUUCUGAUGAGGAUGGCAAGAAAAGUAAAUCUUCAUCAAGGUCAUCGUCAAGGUCAUCUAGAUCUAAAUCACGCUCAUCAUCAAGAUCAAGCUCAUCGUCUUCCUCUUCAUCAAGGUCAAGGUCUAGAUCAAGGUCAUCAUCAGUGUCAAAAAGAAAAAGAAGUGGGAAGUCCAGGUCAAGGUAACAGUAGGGUUACAUUGGUAAAGGUUAAAAGGUCAGGAUCACCCAGUCCUAAAACACGCAGACGGUCAAGAUCAAGAUCAUCUUCAUCUGAGAAAAGAAAAUCUGGAUCAAGGCGGUAGAGGUUUGGUGAUAAAAUGUGUCUUUUGAAAGGACAUAUGUUCAGCCGAUUAAUUUUCUGUCUACAUGUUUUAUUUUAAUGUUAUUCUGAGUUUAGCCUAUUGAUUUCAAUACAAAAAUAAAGUUUAAGAUAAAAUAUAUCAUUCCAUAAAAUGACAUACAAGACAAAACUUAAAUGAAAAAAUGAAAAUAAUUGAUCAAUAAAAUAAUUGGCAGAAGACCAAAGAUCAAACAAGGAAUGAUGAACUCAAAUGUGAGAUAAAUAGUUCCUGCAUGUGUUAUGGACACAAAACAAGGACAGAGAUUGGGUCAUAUUGCAAUUUAGUUUUAAAAGAUGAAGUUAAAUUUUAAUAUCUUGGUUAGCUGGUGUAAUAGUUCAGGAAAUCGAUUUUACAGUGAAAUUUUCAUGCUUCACAUUUUAGCUUCAUAAGUACAAAAAUGUACUAGGUCAAUUCUGUGGCAGUAUACACAAGUUUGAAAGUCUAAAUGUAUUUAUUAUUUGAAGAAAUAUAAGCAUGCCAUCUAUAACCAAGAAGAGCCUAUUUUCAACUUAAGUACAUUUAUAGAUGACAAGAGAAAAUCAUUAUAAUGAUAAUUUGCCAUAAGUUUAAAAUAAUUAUAACUUGUUGUUAAGGAAAAUUUCAUUUUUCUUUUUAGAUAGUAUGAUAUAGAAUUAACAGCUCAAAAUUGAAAGAACCAGUUACAUUAUUGGAGAAAAUUCAAAAUAGAAAGAACCAGUGACAUUAUUGGAGAAUAAUAUCAAAGAAGCUUUGUUGUCUUAUUGUUGAAAUGACCAGUAAUAGGUUUUAAACAACAUUGGCCAUUUUGAUAUGCAAUAAUAUUACCGGUAUCCUUUUCCUCCAUACUUAUAACUAUACUGUUUGCUUUAUUUGUGUGGGUUGUUAUAAUGUUUAAAACCAGCUUUAGAUAUCCAUUCUAAUAUUGUAACUGCAUUGACCAUUGUUUGUGAAAAGGGGGAUAAUUGUUAUAAAAAAAAAACCUACUUAUUUCCCUUUAUUUUAUUGGGUAUAAUAACAAUAUGUUGCUUGCAAUUUUCUUAAAAACCUGAAACUUUGAGCAAUAUUUUUUUCUGGCGGAAAAUGGUUGUCAUUUUAAAUGAAACCAAUAAUCUUUAAACUUACUUAAUCAGAAUGGAAAGAUUUAUAAUCAAUCUAAGUAUUUUUUUAACAGGGAAUUUUAAAACUUGUAAAAAUUGUAUAAGCAAGUUAUUUAUAACAAUGUUUAGUGAUUUGGUAUGUACAAGUUGACAUGGUAUUGAUGUUACAAUAUGAAAUUCUUGUGGAGAAUAUUUUACAUUAUAUUGUAUAUUUCACUACAUGAAUGGAGUUGUUUUUCUGAUGAAUAUAUAGUAUAAAUUCUAUUGCAUUGUAUUGAGUGAUUGCUAAAUUAUUAUGUUCAAUUAUGUGUGGUAAGAUUGAUUUAGAUAGACAGAAAUUCAUGAAAUCCUAACCUGAUCAAGAUUUAGUCAUAGGUAUGAAAUACAUAGUUGGUCUGUAACUGGCCAAUAUACUAAACUAAAUAAGUUCAAUAUCUGCAAAGCAUAGUGAAAAAGAAGUUGGAAUAAUAUAAAGUUUUCUAAAUUAAUAACACAUAAUUCUGUCGGAGAGGUGCUGGACAAAACCCAAAUCCGAACUUGAUCUGCUACUCGUUAUUGGAUUACAACUGAAUAAAAAUCAGUUACAUAUUUGAAGGAAUAGCAAGACAAUUGAAGACAAGUGAUACAUUCCAUUAAAAUAAAAUUACUAAAGGACUGACAUCAUUGUCAAGAUAUGUCAUAUAUCUUUAUUGACAGGGACAGAAAUAAUAUCAAUUUGCUGUCAACACAGAACAUAUAUUUCUUUGUCCCUAAAAAUGAAAAAACCUUUCCAUAGAUAAAAAAAAUAAGCCUUAAUGGCCAAUCAAUUUAAUAAUUUCAGGGGAUAUAAGCUGUUUCCAAAAAGUUUCACAACAAGACAUGAUCUAAAAUAAAAUAAACAUGGUGAAGUGAAAGAAAAAUACUGUCAGACACCCUUUGAUUUACUGUAAUUAAAAUAGGAAUAUAUUUACUAGAGUAUAAUUGUUUAGUAAAUUUAUUAUAAACAUUAUUGUCUGUUUAAUUAUGAUUGUUUUAUUAUAUAUUUUUGUUACAUUUGUUUAAUGAGUGACAUUUUUUACCAGUAAUAUAUAGACAUACAUAGAUUAGAGAUGUGACAUGUGUUGAGUAACUGAUCUACUUUUUAUAUUAGAGUACGUGGUUGUUUAGGUCAGACUGUUCACUGAGUGUUCAUUCCUAGAAAGAAUGGUUCAUGACAAAUAUUCUAGCUCAAGGGAUAUAGAACUAUAGCUUACUUGAAUUGUUUCAAACUUUAGAUUGAAGUUCAGAAUUGUUCAAUGAACUUUUAUUGCUGCAUUUUACUAAGUAUUAAUUUAUGUCGACAAAAGUCAUCUUACAAAGGUUAGAAAUUGUCAAAAUGCAUUUACUCUAACAUCUCUUUAGCAGAUUUUUUCUUGUUAUUGAAUUGAAGCUGUUGUGGUUAUGAAAGAAGUUAGUCUUAAAUAAUUCAAACUUUUAUUAUAUAGAUUGUGUGUAAGUGGAUUGUGUUUUGAUUAUAAUAUGAAAGUAGAUUUGGGCUCAUUUUGUUUUGUUUUUUGAGCGUUUUAUAUUUUUAGAAUAAUAUUUUUGGUGCUGCAAAAAGGUAAGUAUUGAAAAGGAUUGUUUUGAUUUUAAA